Molecule: messenger RNA, 1221 nt
Organism: Emericellopsis cladophorae
Lineage: Eukaryota; Fungi; Ascomycota; Sordariomycetes; Hypocreales; Bionectriaceae
Exons: 2
Coding region: 1-1221 (406 amino acids)
Biological process (GO): regulation of gene expression
Cellular component (GO): nucleus
Source: RefSeq, a predicted model, not a curated record
AUGCCUCGCGUUUCUAAAAAGGCGCAGCAAGCUCAGGCCGAGAAGCUGCAGCAGCAACAGCAGCAGCAGCCUAUGCCCGCCAAUGUCGCGCCUCAGCCAGUGCCUCAGCAGAUGAUGCCCAAUCCUAACCAGAUGGCGCACCAAGGCAACAUGCAGCAACAAUAUCACCAUCCUCAGCAACACCAGCAGCUUCCGCAGCACCAGCAGUUCAUGCCCAUGCAGAUGCAGCCUCAGCAGCCCCAACAGCAGCUGCCUCCAAUGGGCGUACCAAUCCAGCAACAACCUCAGCAACAUCAGCAGCAAUUCCAGCAGCCACCGCAACAGCAGCCCGUGCAAGCCGGGCGUGCCCAGGUCAUUGAUGCUGACAACUUCCGCAAAGUGCGCGACUCCGCCGUCACCCGCAUGUCCACGAUGAUUGAACUUCUCCGCAAGUUCACUGCGGACUACAAGUAUCAGACAGAUCUGCUCUUGGGCGACAACCCCACCGAGCUUCCCCAUCCUGAUCUGUUUGCCAACCUUGACUCCGCCGCUGCGCAGCUUCUUGCUGGCGUGAACCCAGUACUCGACUUGGGGGCUCCCGUCGAGGAGAAGAAGGAGCGCAAGAAGCGAAGCCAUGACCCCAACGCCCCCAAGCGUCCGCUGACUCCGUACUUUCUAUACAUGCAGCACGCUCGCUCCAUCAUCGCCAAUGACCUGGGCCCUGACUCGCCCAAGGGCGCCGUUCAGGAGGAGGGUCAGCGUCGCUGGGCUUCCAUGUCAGCGCAGGAGAAGGAUGGCUGGAACCACGCAUAUCAGUACAACCUUCGUCUGUACCAGGCCCGCAUGGCUUCGUACAAGGCGGGCAACCCUGAUGCCAAGGAUAUGUCUGACGAUGACGCUGCUGCCUAUGCUGAAGCAAACAACAUCCCCAUGCCUACCGGUAAGGACGCCGUGGCUCAGGAUGCCGGCCAGAAUGAUCAGGAUGCGAUCGCUCAGCAGCUUCAGCAGCAAGUCGGCCCCGCCACGGUCAUGGUGCCUGACGACACAAAGACGCCCAAGAAGGCCGCCGGCGGCCGAAAGCGCAAGAGCGAGGUGGGCGAGGCGCUCUCGAACAUGGGCACACCGGUGCAGGCUGGCGCAGCCAGUCCCGAUAAGAAGCGUCGGAGGUCGGGCAAGCAGGCGCCUGCCGAGGCGGUCGAAGAGCCCAAGAAGGGAGGGCGUAAGAAGACUAAGAGUUCCUAG